AUGACUAGUGAAUUUUUAUAUUCUUGUCUAGAGAAAAAAUCAGCGAAAGCGACGGCAUCCACCAUAACAGGUAAGUAUUGGCAUUGUAACUGUUGAAGGCUUGACCUAUCCAACAGAUAUGUCCAGAAGAUGAUGUGAAUUAGUGCUGAAUGUAAGUAUAAAUAAAGCAGAGUGGCAUAACUUCCCCCGACUUACUCCUUGAAACUCCUGAAAAUCUUUAACUUUAAAUUUAUAUAUAUAUGUGAGUAGAAAAGGAACAGACAAACCUUAAACAAGUAGAAUAUAAAAAUGUGCAUACUUUUGGUUCUUUGUUUAGGUUUGUUGUUAUUUACCACUUUUGUGAGCAUUAUCAUUUUAAUUACCUACAAGUAUUUGUGCAAUUUUUAUAUAUUAGAAAAACGUUGAAUUUUUAUUGAAAAUGCUAAUAGUGAAUUACUAACUUUGGUUUUGUGUUCCUCUCUAAUUUAGGACGGAAUGAUGGAUCCCAGGCAUCGACAACUGCUCGGGCCAAAGGACCAUCUACAACUGCGACAACAGGUAAAAGCUUAUCCACCCUUUUUUUUGGUUAUUACCAUUUUUCAUGCAUGUGAGCAUUAUCAAGUAUUUCUACAAUUUUUAUAUGUUCGAAAAACGUUGAAUUUUUAUUGAAAAUGCUUAUAUUUUUGUGUUCCUCUUUUAUCCAACCUUUCUUUUUGUUAUUACCAUUUUUCAUGCAAAGAUUUAUUUAUUUAUUUAUUUAUGUAAUUUUCCCAUAUAAAAUAAAUUCGUAACGCACUGUUACUGUUAAUUUGCGCUUCCCUUAAAAAUGGAUGGGCAAUCAUCAAAGCAUAGGUAUGAUAUACAGAAAAGAACCUUUAAAAAAAUAGAAACAAAAAAUUUAUCACUAGUUUUUCAACUUCCAUGCGUUUCAUUCCUUUGUCUGUUCUGUUAUUAGUUACCACCAUCAUUAUCACCAUCGUUUUAUUGACUUUACAGUGUUUGUAUAAAUUUUAUAGAUGAGAGCAACGUUGAAUUUGUAUCGAGAAUGCUAACACGUGGAUUUAAUUAGUCAAAGUAUUUUACUGUUUUUAAAAUGUUGCAUCUGAACGUUUGGUUCCAUGCCCUAUCUGAGACAGCCUCUUCUUUUAUAUAUCAAAUAAGGGGUCACGUCAGGGAAUACCGUCACUGAAUAUCCCUUGGCAGACGAUGUACAUGCUGGCAAGCCUAACUUGAUUGUGAUUGUUGUGGUGCUACUGGCCAUUUUCAUUCUGCUCCUUGUAGUCGCUUUCGGACUAAUGUUCUUUCGCAGACGUCGGCGCCACGAUAAACAAUGUAAGUGCCUUUCACUUUGUUUUCUUUUGUUUCGUAUCUAA
Messenger RNA from Pocillopora meandrina, 1352 nucleotides. The record is from the annotation of a GenBank genome assembly. NCBI's taxonomy places the organism in Eukaryota, Metazoa, Cnidaria, Anthozoa, Scleractinia, Pocilloporidae.